This is a messenger RNA of Anopheles bellator, 3832 nucleotides long. RefSeq lists its product as uncharacterized. The transcript has 9 exons. Gene Ontology annotation, molecular function: protein binding; DNA binding. The record is from RefSeq and is a predicted model, not a curated record. NCBI's taxonomy places the organism in Eukaryota, Metazoa, Arthropoda, Insecta, Diptera, Culicidae. The coding region runs from base 558 to 3506 and encodes 982 amino acids.
CUCUGCGUAGCGCGUCGUUGUUUGUGUGGUGGCGCCCUUUUCUGGUGACCAAGAACCGUGAAUCGUGCGCGAAUGCCACUACCAGCAUAAGCGGGCAAAUGGAUGUGUUUUAUUUAAGAAGCUCGAAUUAACGAUGUUUAUCAAUGUGCUUUUGUGAUAGCGCCUCGUGCGAUUGUGUUUCUUUCGCUGUAGUAGUGAAACCUGCGCUCGCUUUUGGAUUGGGCCAGAAAAAUAACCUCACUUUUUCCGCGUUGACGAUUGUUGCGCUCUUGCGACUCGAUACGACGUUGAAAUUAUUGUUCGCAUCGCACGGAAACUGCUUUUCGCUAGAGAAGGUGCUUUAUCGGUGCAAGUGUUCGUAAAUUUGUGAAGUUUCGUAUCGAACAAAGUGGCUUGUAGGCAAUCCAAAGCCUGUUGUGUUUCGGGCGCGUGUAUCAGACUGUUAAGUGGUCACGCAAGUGUGACCUGUUUCGGUGUCAAGAAGCGGGUGCUUCUGCCCCCCGGCCGCAAUACUAAACGGCUCCACACCAGGUUUAUCGAGAAAAAAAGGAAAGGCUAUGGAUCCACAAAGCUUGCAUCAGCGAGAGGCUCUUGCCGGCGGAAUGCUGGAGCAACAGCAAGAGGAGUUGGAGGAAGACGAGGAUGAGGCCCUGGUGGCUAACGAGCAUUCGCACGGCGAAAAACGCAAACACGGGGAGAUGAUGGAUUCCGAGAGCGAGGAGGACGACUUCGCUGGAUUCGACGAAGACGCGGACAGCGAAAAUGGACACUUAGGUUCUCCGCCAUCAAACUCCUUGUCGGACGCGUUUUGGACAGCGAUGGACAAGAAAAUGCAGGAAGCCGAAAACACAGAAGAAGAUGCCACCGACCUACUCGAUGAGCAAAAUACUUCCAAACAGGACGACAUGGAUACCGCAAAUCAAUCUGUCAUGGAUGCGUCGAAACUUAUGAUAGGAAAGAAAAAACCGAACGUACAAGUGAACGUGCACGAUGCAAUCUAUAAAGUACCUUUUAAAUAUGGCUGGAAGCGAGAACUGGUCUACCGAGCUAAUAAGGACGGCAGCAGCAAGGACAAAGGCGAAGUUUAUUAUAUUACUCCAACAGGCAAAAAAUUACGUACUCGCCAUUGUAUUGUGGCUGCUUUGCACGAUGAUCUGACGUUGGAUAACUUUACGUUCACUAAAGAACCGGUCGGUGGCAAUCCGGACGAGGAGACCAUUCGAAGCGCAAAAUCGUACACAAAUGUACCGAAACGUUCUGUUUUCGGAUCGCAAACUGCACCUGGAUUAGACGCUUCGCCAGAUUUGGGUAAACGGGUUCCGAAACCCAAAAUGCCAAAAGGAGCCAGUCCAACACCACCGUCGACGUACUCUAAGGGCGUUAAUGUACUGUCGUCCAGAGUGUCGCCAAAAAGCAAUUCAACAAGUGGCGGUGGCGGAGUAGCAGGAACUGGAAGUGGCGCAGUAACGACCGGAGGGUCACGAAACAACUAUUUGGCACUAGGAGGAGUUACGAAACCGCAUGAACAUGCGAUGCAAUCAAAAUCGAGGGCGCAGUUGUGCACGAUAACGUGCAUACCGGCGAUGGGAAUGAUACCGCAGCUGCAAUGUAUGGUAUGCUUCAGUAUGUUCCACCCGGAAUGCGUCUCCGCAAGUCUGGCAGAAACACUCUCUCGCCGAUUUACCUGCAGGAGUUGCACGGAAGGGUCGGCUACCGCACCGGUACAACACACACAAGCUUACAAGGAAUCGUACGGCAAGUUUGGCACCACUGCCCAUGGCAGUAUUGCCCCAAACGCAACCAACAUUCUUGGCAUUCCCUUAAGCGCAGCCAGCAAUGGCGCGACGUUGACAUCACAUGGUACAGCUCCGAAGGCAAAAACGAAACGGUCUCAGCAGCAUCAGGAACAGCAGUCCGGCCUUGCCAAACUUUCCAUCAAACAAGCUCCAGCCGUUGUGUCAGUUCCAACGAUGCCCGAGAAGGAUAUUCCGCCACAAGACGUGGUCGUGAUUGGUAGCAAUGAAUACGUUGUGGUGCCGAAAGGGAAAGUAACGAAUGCGAAGGUCAAGAAACUAUCUAAACCAGCGAACCAGCCUCACCCGAAUCCUCGAAAUUCGGACGAUGCUCGGAAGGCAGGCACCAGCACAACAACGGGCAUUGUGAGCCACAAACAUACUAACAACAUCAACGAGCGCUUAUCAGGAGACAGAGAACCGUCGGCGGUUUCGAUGAGUGGUAGCGCGGGCACCACCAACGGUCGCAGUUCGGCUCGAGAUCCGUCCAACUUUUUGUCCGAAGUGUCGGCAGGCUAUCAUGCUUUAAUGCAAAUAUUCGAUUACCUGAAUGUUCAAGAGCUCCUUCGUGCCUGCAGUGUGUGCCGCAUGUGGAACCAUGUUGGAAAUCAUCAGCGCUUCUGGCGAACGGUGCGCAUGAAAAACUCUUACGUCAAGGAUUGGGCCGGAAUGAUUGCCAAGUUGCGCCAGAACGGCACUCAGCAUCUCGAUCUGCGCAAGGUUCUGACUGCGGGCACCAACGAUGAAAUGUGGCAAAGCAUUAGCGAGCACAUUGGCCAAGCGAAGAAGAUAGAAAAGAUCGACAUGUGUCGCUGUUCUUCCACGGUGGUUGGAAACCUGUUGCGCUCCAAUCCCAAUCUGCGCGUCGUCAACGCACUCGCCAUCAAGAACGAUCCGAUUGAUUUCGUAAACUUUCAGUACGGUAAAAAUUUGGAAGAACUGCGCCUACGGUCUUCCGUCGCCGUCUCGGUGGACGGUGAUUUACAUCAGCUGGGAGCGCUGCGAAAUUUGAAGCAUUUGUCUCUGAUGUCGAUUGCCAAGCUGGGCUCCACGUCAAUCGAAGCGUUAGGAUCGUUGGUUUUGCUGGAGUCCCUCGAGCUAGGGGAAUGCACAGAGAUUGGCUCCAAUCUAGCGACCAUCCUGCCCAAACUGAGCCUGCUGAAGCAUCUACGAUUAGAAAAGGGCCAGGAAAACUUCGACAUGUUCAUCGUGCUGGAAGGCAUCUCGAAGAUGUCUUCGUUGGAGCAGCUGGACUUAAUCAAUUGCGAUGUCAAGCUGGGCUUCGAUAAGCAUAUCGUUAACUGUAAGAAUUUGUCGAAACUUUUGCUCAUCCCCACGUACGUCUCGCAAUCGGCUGCCACGAAUCAGAUGAUCGUAAAGGGGAUCAUGAAUAUGCACUCCACGUUGAAGGCGGUUGUGUGGGUCAUCACGGAGGAACUGCUGCGCGUCACCGAGCUGUACAUCGAUACGAAUGUGGACGAUGGAGGCGUUUCGAAUAAUUUGGGUGAAACAAUUCCCAUCCUUAAGCCAGUGCCGGGAAGUGACGAACCGGCAAGCGUCGUCCAUCAGGCGGAUGUACCAGACAAGGUGGAGAUUGUACCACUGACAAAGCUGGAGAGCAUCUUGGAACGAAGGGUACCCAACACAAAGGUACAAAUCAGGAAAGUGGCUUUCGCCAACACAUGGAGGCAAACGAUGGCAGACGUGCUGUAAAUGUGUAAGCUUGCGACUAAGUAGUUGUGUAAGUAACAGCGAAACGAAUCGUUUAUUUCAUUUACGAGCUAAAGUAUGAGCUGAGAAAGGAACACGUGUAAAUAGUGUAUGGAAUAAAAAAAAAGUUCAAUACGAUUCGCUAAAGAAUGUUUAUUUCGUAACUCAACUUAUCUUUGUCCUAAUUUUUACUUUUUACUAUUUUUGUUCCAACCACAAAAAGUAUGUGUUCUGCAGAAAUAAAAUUCUUACACUUUCUUACAAGAAAACUUUUCUUGAACGUUUUGAACUAAAUCUGUUUAAGAUUUCAACCUAAACCAAUUAGUUCG